AUGGCAGAGCACUUAAGUAAGGGGUACAUAGAGGAAUUACGUGAUUUAGAUGAACCUUGGCCCGAGGAGGGAUGUCAUUACUUGCCCCAUUUUUUCGUCCUCAAAGAUUCUGAAACUACACCUCUCAGGAUAGUUUUCGCAGCGAACGCAGGUAAAGUCAGUCUAAAUGACUGUCUUUACACUGGCCCGUGUCUUCUCAAUAAUCUGCUCGAACUUCUCGUCAGAUUUCGUUUCCCGCAGUAUGCAUUUGUGGCUGAUAUUCAACGCGCCUUUCUUAAUAUCAAACUCAAGGAGGAAGAUAGGCCCUUCGUGCGUUUUCUUUGGUAUAAAGACAAUGAUCCAACAAAAGAAAUUUGUGUAUAUACAUAUACAACCAUCGUUUUCGGCCAUACAAGCAGUCCAAUGUCUCUUGGUGCUGUGUUGCUUGAACAUUUGCAGAAAUAUAGCCACCCCGUAGCUGUUGAUAUUAGUCAGAAAUUAUACGUAGACAACCUCCUUUCCGGGGCUCAAACCGAGGCUGAAGCCAUUGCUUAUUUCCAUAAAGCGCGCGAAAUAAUGCAUGAAGGUCAUUUCGUUCUACGUCAGUGGUCAACUAAUUCGAAAGCAUUGCAAGACCAAAUCAGUUCUAAUAACACUGGUAUUAAAUCGCAGGCUAUUUCUCUACUAGGCCUACAGUGGGAUGCUUCAAAGGAUUGUAUUAACUUUCCAGUGAAAAAUUUCGAUUCGCCCAUUGAAUCUCUGACAAAACGUAAAGUAUUAAGUAUUGCUAGUCAACUAUUCGACCCACUUGGUUUAGCUUUGCCCGUGUGCAUUCUCGCUCGCCUCUUUAUUGCUGAGCUCUGGGAUGAAAAAUUUGGCUGGGACCAGCCCUUACCCCCUGCAAAAGCGAAAGGCUGGAAAAAUAUCGAACACGAGCUCAAUAUUGCCUCCCGUUUUCAGUUUCCACGAUGGGCAGACUUCGACAAUUCUCGGCCUAUUUAUCUGCAUGUUUUUGCGGAUGCAAGUAAAUCUGUUAUGGGCGCGGUCGCGUACAUAAGUCAGGGAACCCAAUGCACCCUCGUAGGUUCUAAAUCGAAAUUAGCGCCAAGAGGGAAAAAAGGGCUCACAAUUCCUCAACUAGAGUUAAGUGCUAUGUUACUAGGGGCGCAAUUUUGCAACAACCUACUCGCAAUUCUGAAAAAGGAAUUCUCGUGUAUUCACGUUCAUUUGUGGACAGACUCAGAAAUUUCCCUAUACUGGUUGUCAUCUACACGCAAGUUAAAGCAGUUCGUACAAAAUAAAGUAGAUGCUAUCAACAGGCUCUUCGAUUCGUCUCUCUGGGGCCAUACAGCCUCGGACGAGAACCCUGCAGAUAUAGUCUCAAGAGGUUGCUCGGCACAGUCUUUACAAAGAUCACCGCUGUGGAGUCAGGGUCCAUCUUGGAUUACCGAAGAAGCUUUGUGGCCUAAAUGGCCUAAGGCACAGCCGCCCACUAUAACAACACUCAUUGCUGUUGCUGAACAGCAACUCUCCGAAACGUUAAUACGUCCAAGUGUGUGCAACGUUAUCGAGCUAGAGCGUUUUAAUCACUACUCUCGUCUUUUAGCGUCAACCGUUUACGUCCGACGUUUUUGCUCGCGCACAAGGAUAAAGGAACCGCCCUCGACUGCUGAACUCGAAACAGCAGAGCUAGAAUGGAUUCUUUCUCAACAGCAUCAACACUAUGCAACAGUACUUACAUAUUUAACAUCGUCUUCUAGCUCAAGCUUUGAACAUGCACCAGCCAUUGUUCGUCAGCUUAAUUUGUUUCUCGAUGAAAAGGGAAUCAUUCGCACCAAGGGUCGGUUUGAUUUCGACUCUUCAUUGAUUCUUUUGCCGCAGCAUUCACGUUUUACUGACUUGCUGAUUCUUGAUAAUCAUCAACAGUUGCAUCAUAUCGGUGUUGGUGGUACGAUCGUCGCUCUACGCAAAUGUUUCUGGGUACCAAGUGCUCGCUCUGUAACACGCAACCUACUUCGUAAGUGUCUUAAAUGCAAGAGAGUCACUGGAAGACAUUACCCGCUUCCUAUGUCAGCAGAGUUGCCAACAUUUCGCGUGGACACGUCCAGCCGUCCGUUUUCAAACAUUGGUGUUGAUUUUACCGGUCAUUUAAUUGUUAAAGACAUCAAUGGGAACUUUCGCAAGGUGUACAUUUGCCUAUUCACUUGCCUAACUACACGAGCAAUUAGCUUGGAAAUCGUCGAAGACCUUACAACGGAGUCUUUUCUCAUGGCAUUCCGUCGUCAUUGUAGUGUUUUUUCGACACCGCGUUUCAUUUUAGCAGAUAACGCUCUAACAUUCAAACGCGCCGAAAAAGACUUGCAACAAUUACUUUCGCUCUUCGAAACUCAAAGUAUUCAGCACGCCUUUGCUCAAAGACGAAUCGUUUUCCGUUACAUACCCGCGCGCAGUCCCCAUUGGGGCGGUGUCUACGAGAGAUUGAUUGGACUAACAAAAACAUCGCUUAAAAAAGUUCUUGGCCGAUCGCUGAUUACGAUGUCUGAGUUACAAACCCUAAUUAAGGAGAUUCAAGCAGUUUUGAAUGAUCGUCCUCUAACAUACGUCAAUUCUGAUGCAAAUGACUUGCAGCCGCUCACACCUAGCCACUUGCUUUUCGGCUUCAGCAUCACCUCAUUGCCACACCCUUCUGCUGAGGACACAUUGUCAGACCCAACCUAUGGAGAUCAUGAUAACAUCUCAUACGCGCAUCGUCGUCGAUCAGUUCUCUACCAUCACUUUAUGGAUCGUUUCUGCAAGGAAUAUUUAUCGUUUCUCCGCGAAACACAUUCAUUUCACGAUAAAGGCCGUCGUACCUCUUGCAGUACCGUUAAUGUUGGGGAUGUGGUAUUGGUUGCAGACACAGACACCCCUAGACAUCGCUGGCCACUAGGUGUUGUCACUGAACUCAUUGUUGGUGCUGAUUCACUGUGUAGGGCUGCUGUGGUGCGCACAUCAAAGGGAUGUACCACUCGUUCAAUCGUCAAGCUCUAUCCGUUAGAAGUGCAAGCGGGUAGCCAUUCGACUCCAGAAGAAAGCACAGAGAAUAAUGAAGAACAUUCAAACGAAAAUACCCGUCCACAACGCAAGGCAGCCUUCGUAGCAAGAGACGCUAUUCACGCGCAGCUAAUAGACAAUUUACUAGAUUAG
Messenger RNA from Rhopilema esculentum, 3165 nucleotides. NCBI's taxonomy places the organism in Eukaryota, Metazoa, Cnidaria, Scyphozoa, Rhizostomeae, Rhizostomatidae. The record is from RefSeq and is a predicted model, not a curated record.